CUACAUGUAUUUUGCGGAACUCGAACAACUCAACGAGAACGAAACAAGAGAAUUCGAUAUCUACGUUAAUGAUAAAUCCUGGUACGAUAACAUGUCUCCCGAAUACUUGAGCGGAGAUAGCAUCCAUAGCACCGAAGCCGUAGAAGUUGAAGGUGGAGUAAAACUGAGUAUUUCGCUCAGAAAAACCAAAAACUCAACGCUACCGCCCCUUAUAAAUGCCAUGGAGAUUUACAUCCAAAAAGAGCUCUCACAAAAAGAAACCAACCAAAUGGAUGAAAAAUCUAUGUGGAAUGUCAAGGAAGUAUAUGGAUUAAAGAGAAACUGGCAAGGAGAUCCUUGUAACCCUGGCAAUUUCACGUGGGAUGGUGUUGGGUGUGAUUCCAAUAAUUCGUCUAACAUUGUGUCUUUGAAUCUGUCGUCAUGUGAACUAAAGGGGGAAAUUGCUUCUUCCAUUGCCAAUCUGACCAUGUUAAACAAUCUGGAUUUAUCAAACAACAGCCUGAACGGGGCCGUGCCUGAAUUUUUGGCUCAACUUUCAUCCUUAAAAUUUUUAAACCUUAAAGGAAACAACCUCACUGGCCCAAUCCCAGACGCACUCCUUCAAAGAUUAAAGAAUAAUCAAUUAUAUUUAAGCUUUGAUACAAACAUGAACAGUCCGUGCUCAUCGUGCGAAAAAAAGAAAAAAAAAAUUGUUGUCCCACUGGUUGCUUCACUCGGCGUAUCACUUGUUAUCGUAUUUAUUAUUGUGUCAGUAAUUUGGAUCUUCAAAAGAAGAUCAAGACGGCCAGCGGCCCCUAAAGAUUUGAAGGAGUCCAAUAUUGGAGGAGAGAAUGAUGAUAAUAUUUUUUCAAAAAAACAACAAUUUACGUACUCAGAGAUUCUGAGAAUAACCAACAACUUUGAUAGGAUAAUAGGAGAAGGCGGAUUUGGAAAGGUUUACUACGGCAACUUAAGGGGCAUUGAGGUUGCAGUGAAGAUGCUGUCUCUCUCGUCAUUCCAAGGGCAUCAACAAUUUCAUGCAGAGCUUAAGUCACUUAUGAGAGUUCAUCAUAGAAACUUGACUACCCUUGUUGGAUAUUGCAACGAGAAGGAUCAUAUUGGACUCAUCUACGAGUACAUGGCUAUGGGAAACUUAAAAUCACUACUUUUAGGUAGAAGUCCAAGCAUCCUGAGUUGGGAAGACAGACUUCGGAUAGCAAUAGACACAGAACAAGGACUUGAGUACUUGCACAACGGAUGCAAGCCGGCAAUAAUUCACAGAGAUGUGAAGUCGACAAACAUUUUGUUGAAUGAAAAGUUUCAAGCUAAACUAGCUGAUUUUGGCGUGUCCAAGAUUUUCUCCAACGAGGAUGACAAACAAAGUGUUAGUGGCAGUCUUGGUGUAUCCACCAAUGUUGUUGGUACUCCUGGAUAUCUCGACCCCGAGUAUUAUUCAACAAAUUGGCUCAAUGAGAAAAGUGAUGUUUUCAGUUUUGGAGUUGUAUUAUUGGAGUUAAUCACAGCUCGUCCAGUGUUAACAAGAGCGAGAGAGAAUGCUCACGUAAUACAGUGGGUUGGUUCGAAGCUUGUAAAUGGAGAUAUUGAAAACAUUAUCGAUCCAAGACUUGAAGGGUGUUUUUGUGUUAAUACUGUUUGGAAAACUAUUGAAAUAGCAAUGGCUUGUGUCUCGAAAACUUCCUCCAAUAGGCCAACUAUGAAUCACGUAGCAACUGAAUUAAAGGAGUGUUUGGCAGCAGAGUUAACCUGGAAGAACAACAAUAGUAUGGUUGAAUCAAAAGAUUUGUUGGUGGAAAUGAUGAACUAUAGUACGGCCCCAGAACAACAUAUUCCUCUAGCUAGGUAGUUCUCAAAAACAUGGAUGUCAUUAUUCUUCUGAAAAGUAAAAGCUUAAUUAAGAUGGCUUGGUGUGUAUGUUUUUUAGGUAUGCGCGCGUAUGAAAAUUUUCCUAUUUUUUAAAUACCCUUUUGUGCUUAAUUGACUCUAUAAUAUUGUGCGCAUAAUUCCAAAAAUUAUUUACCAACUC
Molecule: messenger RNA, 2023 nt
Organism: Humulus lupulus (European hop)
Lineage: Eukaryota; Viridiplantae; Streptophyta; Magnoliopsida; Rosales; Cannabaceae
Product: LRR receptor-like serine/threonine-protein kinase IOS1
Exons: 11
Coding region: 5-1843 (612 amino acids)
Biological process (GO): protein phosphorylation
Molecular function (GO): protein binding; ATP binding; protein kinase activity
Source: RefSeq, a predicted model, not a curated record